AAUGGAGACAUGAAUCACCAGGCAUCAACGUGUGGCAAAAUCCUGAUAUUCCUAUCGGUGUGUCUGGUCAUAUUGACAUUACCCUUCAGUUUGUUUGUAUGUUUUAAGGUGGUCCAGGAAUAUGAACGGGCUGUUAUCUUUCGUUUAGGUCGUUUGAUGCAGGGUGGUGCCAAAGGACCCGGUAUAUUUUUCAUACUGCCCUGUAUAGAUUCAUAUGCCAGAGUGGAUUUACGUACAAGAACAUAUGAUGUACCACCACAAGAGGUUUUAACAAAGGACAGUGUUACUGUGUCAGUGGAUGCCGUUGUCUACUAUCGCGUCUCGAAUGCAACAGUCUCCAUAGCAAAUGUUGAAAAUGCACAUCAUUCGACAAGGCUGCUGGCGCAAACCACUCUUCGCAACACAAUGGGCACACAACACUUACACGAAAUUCUCAGCGAACGUAUGACAAUUUCCGACACCAUGCAGGUACAAUUGGAUGAAGCAACCGAUGCUUGGGGCAUUAAAGUGGAACGUGUUGAAAUUAAAGAUGUACGUCUACCCGUCCAAUUACAAAGAGCCAUGGCUGCCGAGGCAGAGGCAGCACGAGAAGCUCGUGCCAAAGUUAUUGCCGCCGAAGGUGAACAGAAAGCCUCAAGAGCAUUGAGGGAAGCCUCCGAAGUUAUUGGCGAUUCACCGGCAGCAUUACAGCUACGUUAUCUCCAGACAUUGAGUGCCAUUUCGGCUGAGAAGAAUUCAACCAUUGUAUUCCCGUUGCCAAUUGAUCUGAUAACGUAUUUCCUCAAGUCGAACGAUGCUGAUACAAUAAAAACCGCCGCCAAUACAGCCCAGGCCAUUGCUGACCGUGAAGCGGUUCCCGCACCAGUAAUUGUACCAUCGACAGUGGCUGGAGCUGCAUCGAUGAUGGCGGGUAUGGGUCCCAUACCGACAACAAGCAACAAUGUGAACAAUGUAAAUCAUGAGACCAAUGGCAUUGUUACUGCAGCUAUGUAA
Musca vetustissima is the source of this 993-nucleotide messenger RNA. Its product is annotated as band 7 protein AGAP004871-like. Lineage: Eukaryota; Metazoa; Arthropoda; Insecta; Diptera; Muscidae. Gene Ontology annotation, cellular component: plasma membrane. The coding region runs from base 10 to 993 and encodes 327 amino acids. The record is from RefSeq and is a predicted model, not a curated record. The transcript has 7 exons.